AUGUGUGGUGCAUACCAGGAGCAUCCUGCCACCUUGUUCCCGCCGCAGGCAGGGCCGCUGGUGGCACAGCGCGGCAGCGCCGACGUGCCAGAGCAGCACUGCACGCUCGCCUACCCCUCGCCCGCCGCCGGCAGCAGCUGCCAGCCUGCCGGCGGCACCUUUGCGGCGCAGCGCUACAUGGCGGCGCUGGACACGCGGCUGCUGGGCCGCCUGCUGCUGACCGCCGCCGCCACCGCCUCCACUCAGGUGGUGGUGCAAGAGAAUGUGGCUAAGCUGCCAGACGGCCUGGUCUUUGUGGCAGACAAGCAGUAUGGCGGCAAGGGGCGCGGCGGCAACCGCUGGGAGUCGCCCGACGGCUGCCUCAUGUUCUCGGCCGCCACGCGGCUGGCCAUCCCGGGGCAGCGCCUGCCGUUUGUGCAGUACGUGGUGUCGCUGGCGGUGGUGCACGCGGGUGGCGCCAUCGACGUGCGCAUCAAGUGGCCUAACGACGUGUAUGCGGGCGGGCUGAAGCUGGGCGGCAUCCUGUGCCACUCCUCCUAUCGAGACUCCCUCUUCCACAUCAUCCUGGGCGUGGGCCUCAACCUGAGCAACCGCCAGCCCACCACCUGCCAGCAGCAGCACCAGCAGGCGCUGGAGCCAGUCAGCCGAGAAGUCCUGCUGGCGGGGAUCCUGUCCCGGCUGGAGCCCAUGCUGGCGCAGCUGGCGGCAGAGGGCUUUGCGCCUUUCGAGGCCGAGUACUGCCGCCACUGGCUGCACUCGGGCCAGCGGGUACAGCUGGAGGAGGGCGGCCAGCUGACGCCUGUCACCAUCCGGGGCCUCAGCCCCAGCGGAUACCUUCUGGCCACUGACGCCGGCGGCGAGCGGUACGAGCUGCACCCCGAUGGCAACAGCCUGGACUUCUUUCGGGGGCUGGUGCGCAAGAAGCUGCCGCAGUGA
This is a messenger RNA of Chlorella variabilis, 936 nucleotides long. RefSeq lists its product as hypothetical. Gene Ontology annotation, molecular function: biotin--[biotin carboxyl-carrier protein] ligase activity. NCBI's taxonomy places the organism in Eukaryota, Viridiplantae, Chlorophyta, Trebouxiophyceae, Chlorellales, Chlorellaceae. The transcript has 5 exons. Gene Ontology annotation, cellular component: cytoplasm. The coding region runs from base 1 to 936 and encodes 311 amino acids. Gene Ontology annotation, biological process: protein modification process. The record is from RefSeq and is a predicted model, not a curated record.